CUUUAGUAAAGAUAACCACCGACGUCAAUUUGUCAAGUCACCGUUCUUCAAACCUUCAGCCUCGUCAGCUUUUUGACCAACAAUUAGUGAAUCAGAACGAUUACCACCGCAGAAAAUCCGACUCGCGACUCAAUCAGGAUUAUUUUGCCGACUAUAUGUACCCACCAGGCCCAUUUCUUCAGGCACCUAAAAACACUAUUCCAAGAUGGAGAUGGACGUAGAUAUGAUGAUGUCGGAGCGUAUGCCCGAGACGGGACCUUCACGCGACCACACUCAAUCGAAGAUGGAAUGGGCUAGAUUUCUUAGCCGAUGCAUCUCCUCUCGCCUCGAUCCAGAAACCUUCGAUAAUUAUAUCACCCUGCUGUACUCGAAGCAUCCGUUGCCUCCAGCAAUCAUCGCCGACAUCUUCUUGAGACCUCAACCUGCGAACCACGAAAGCCUAGACCCUCGUAUUCCACGUUAUAUCCAUGUGCUUGCGUCGCGCAAGCUUAUCGACACACCUUCCGUGCUUAAGGCGCUAUAUAAAUAUUCGACUUCCCACGUACAAGCCCAGAAGACUGGCCACCCUCUUCCCGAGGAUCCUGAGGACAAGGCCCCGUUGAGAUGGGGAAGCUCAUACGCGUCAGAAGAGGUAGUCUUCUACCGCAUCACGAAAGCGGUCGCCAUAGGCACUGGUAUUGAGAAUGCCGGUGAUGCUCUCCAAAUUUGCAAGCUGAUAGCCAAGUGGAUGACGCUGUUCACUUUAGCCUCGGAGGCGUUUAACCACGAAGCCAUGGGUCUGGGUCAACUACAUGGUGGCCAUUUGCAAAGUCCACAAUCCAGAGAUGAAAUGGAGGCGGCGAGAGCCGCUUUUGUGAUGCUUCUAUUAGGAAUUUGUGAAAACCAGACGGUCCUGAGCGCACUCAGCCGCCCGUUUGCUAAGAACGCGCGAAGAGCUCUAUCAGAGAGCCUCGCUAGCUUUAUCCCUUCUAUUAUACAGAGCGCGUCGCAGAUAGCAACUCGGCUCGAACUGUUUCGUACCGAGACUCUAGCUUCGUUUGAGCCGGCCGACAAGAACAAGGAUGCUACCAACACCGUAAUGGAUGACCUUGAAUCGUCUAUGGCUCUAGAGAACUUCGUCGUCGCUGAAUUGCCAAAUGUCAAUUCUCGAGCUGGCUUAUAUAUAUACUUAAACGCCAAUCUUGUUGGGCGGCCGCUCCUAGACGAUACUGCUCUCUUUAACUAUCUUCAUAAUAGAUACCAGGGAGAUAUUCAAUCUACCACGAUUGAUCUUAUCCUAGCCUCAUUUGACAUCCUUGCGAAUGCGGUAUUUCGCAAUGAGGGUCAACAGGCUAGCCACGUCCUUCGAUCAUAUCUAAUCAACAAGUUGCCUUUACUGCUGGCGACGCUGGCAACAUCUAUGUAUCCCCCGUUGUCAGCACAGUUCUGUAUCACAGAGGCGCUCAGCCAGGUUGACACAAAUGCGUUUCCGACUCUAUCUGCCAUGUUUGAUGACACAAAUAAUAACAACAACACGUUUACAGAUAGCGUUCGACAAGACUUUUGUUUCGCCUGUUGUCUUCAUGAUUUGAUUCCAGAGUCGAGCAUCGAAGGUCUACUUGGGGAAAUAACUUAUCAGACUCUUCCAUUGGCAGGUCGAUAUGUCAAAGGACAUCUAGUUGAGGAGUGUGUGGGUGAUCCCGAAAGGAUUCCCAAGCUAAUCGGUGAAUUGGACAAUAUGGAUGGUAACGUCGGAGCAGCUUGUCAGGCCCUAGCAGAGGUGAUCGGUCGCCUGUGCCACAACAAGGAGACCAUGACUCUGAAGCUUCUCUGCGGUCAGCUUGCUAAGAAGCCGCUGUCGCUGGAUGUUAUGCUCCUAUUUGACAAGCCAAUAACAAUACUGCAUCCCCUUUGCGAGUUACUUGACAACUGGCGGUACGAAGAAGACCAAGGCGAAUACCAACCUGUCUACGAAGAGUUUGGGUCUAUACUUCUUCUAGUUUUGGCCUUCGUCUACCGUUACAACCUUUCCCCUAUGGAUCUUGGCAUUCGUUCAGAUUCAUUCGUGGCUAAGCUAUUGGGCGUCAGCCAGCUUAACAGACCGCUGAGUGAACUGACAGAGCAGGAAAACCGUCACCUUGGACGAUGGAUUCAUGGUCUCUUUGAUACUGAAUCUGGUGGACUGGCAGAUGAAUUACUAUCGUCGUGUCCUCCACAAGACUUUUAUCUACUGGUUCCUACGCUAUUCCACCAGAUCGUGCUUGCGUUUAGCACGAACUACCUCGACGAAGAAAGCCUAAAGAUUGGUGUCGAGUAUUUUGUCAAUACCUUUUUACUCCCAUCUCUCGUGCCGGCAAUUCUAUACAUGUCUAAUCAACUCUGGAUAGAGCUUAGUAACAUUAAUCACAAUGCGGAGCAUAAGGCAGUCCUGAAGAUUUUGCAACUGAUCCUCUUGACAAAGCAGGGAUCUACUGAAUCCCAAGCGAUGCUCGCUUCGGUUGUGAACAUAAUCGCGAUACCGUUGGAGUAUGGUCUAAGAUCGUAUCAAAGAUUCGACCCUAAAAGUCCAGCCAUAGAGCCUCUUCUUAAGGCGAUGAGGGAUAACCUUCGGCUUUCGCGACGAACAGCUAGUGCCCCUAAUAACGAGCUGGAGGCAUGGACGCAGACAGCGAACGGAGGUCUCACGGCGUUGAUUCGGCACAUGAUACAAGGUUUCGUGACGUGGAGUGCCCAUCCAGGUCUCAAUGUUAUGCCGACUUCCUAUACGCACCGUCAAAUUCUAGUCGCGUUGAAGAUGCACGGCGCGAAGCGAUUCCUUUACACCAUCUUAGAAGAGGUUAAGUCGCACACAGAGGCUGGCCACGGAAGCAUCGCUCAUGAUGUGGCCACGGCCCUCAUAUGCGCUCCCGACGUAACCAACAUGCCGCCACCAGGGGAAACCGCGCUGUUGAUGGAUUCUUCAAACCACCCCGUAGUGCCACCGCAACUCCGGAUCUCGCUCCGCGCGGCGCUGAAGGCCGAGGCGGAGGACUGCAAAACGAUCCAGAAAUCGGACCCCGUUAUGGCCGAGAUCAUUGUCCGCCUGUACCGCAAGGUCGAGGCGCAAAUGCACGUCCCCCCGCCCACGGAGUCCAUGCUGCAAGGUGAGCUGGCGAACCUAGGCUUAGGCGAGAAUGCCGCGGCACUCGGCGACGCGCUGGCUGCUGCGGCACAAAAUGAUGGCUUGCAGGAUGAGGCGAGCAUGAGCUUGGACCUCGGGGGUGGAAGUGAUAUGGGACAUCUCGGCGGAGAUUCAGGUCACGGCGGGCUCGAUUUCGGAAGCGCUGAUGAUAUGUUCGGCGGCCUAACGGGUGGUGCGGGCGCCGACUUGCUGGACGGCUGGGAUAUGUCCUAGUCGAACAAUCCUAGGCAUUUCAACUAGCGGUGUUUUCCUUUGGUUGUUUACCGGGAGGGGGUGCCCGAGGCGUUUAUGUUCCUGGAAUUAGGUUCCUGGGAAUUGGGUUGGUCAUAUGCACGUCCUGGAAUAAAGCGAUGAAAAAAUGGAAGCGAAAUGGCAUUCUCACGUUGGGUAGCUAUGUCUACUUGAAAAGUUGCGGUUGGCUUUUAUGCCAUUGAGUUUGUAGUUUAUAACCUGGAUAUCUGUGCCUGGUUAUUCGUAUGUUUGUAUAGCCUUCAUAAGCUUUACUAACAUAGCUGCCUACUCAUUUAGCAAACCCAACAUUAAAUAGCAAUUACAUUCUCACGUUAUA
Messenger RNA from Annulohypoxylon truncatum, 3728 nucleotides. RefSeq names its product Med5-domain-containing protein. Gene Ontology annotation, cellular component: mediator complex. Gene Ontology annotation, molecular function: transcription coregulator activity. The record is from RefSeq and is a predicted model, not a curated record. The coding region runs from base 206 to 3373 and encodes 1055 amino acids. Gene Ontology annotation, biological process: regulation of transcription by RNA polymerase II. NCBI's taxonomy places the organism in Eukaryota, Fungi, Ascomycota, Sordariomycetes, Xylariales, Hypoxylaceae. The transcript has 5 exons.